CUUUUUGUGACAACUCUUUAAAGAGAACUUUUUAUGGGAAUGAUAUAAAGGGUUGCACUUCGAGGUUUUUACCUGUCCCACAUCAUGCUGUUAAUAAAAACAUUUUGUUGUCUGAUAGUUCUUUUUUAUGAUAUGCAGGUUUUGUGUGUCAUUAACUGUCCAGGCAUACAGCAGACUGCCAGGCUUGUUGAUGAAUGUCCAAAGAGCGAAGUAGAAUGGAAAGACGCUGCUGCUAGAAUGAACUGCAAAUAUAUAAUGCAAAAUUGUUCACAACAAAGCCAGCAUAAAUACCAUUGCGCUUUGAAUGUCUUUCUAAAUGAAUCAUGGGAAUUAUGUAGCAUAAUGAAAUACAUGCUGGGUUACUGCAUGGAGUACAAUGUUAAAGGCCAGAGGAUUCAGAAUAAUUAUUAUCGGAAUUGUUUGGUUUUGAAUCCUCCUUGUACAACAAGAUACAAGUCAACAGAGGCAUACAAAUAUCAAUCCUGCUAUAAAGCAGAGAAGAAAAACAGCUUCAAUUCUUCUAAGCUCUCUGAUACGACUUUAAUGCCUGCCAUCACUACAAAAAGCACAAAGGAUAAGAAUCAUAAUGAAAAACAGCAAAAUGGUUGGAUAAUUGUUCUUACAACGUCAAUUGUUUUCUUUGGAAUACUUGCAGCGGUUGUAAUUGGAUAUAUAAAGUGGAGAAGAAAGAAAUGGAAAAUAUAUAAGAUGCGAAUGUUUUAAACCCAACUUUGAAGAAAGCUGUAACAUCAUGUAAAAUAAAACCUUACUUUAUAUUUUGCAACGAUUCUUAAAUGAAGUCACUAACUU
Molecule: messenger RNA, 810 nt
Organism: Saccostrea cuccullata (small rock oyster)
Lineage: Eukaryota; Metazoa; Mollusca; Bivalvia; Ostreida; Ostreidae
Exons: 6
Coding region: 85-723 (212 amino acids)
Source: RefSeq, a predicted model, not a curated record